CGAUCCGACCGUGUAGACCCGGUUGAAAUCGGAAGCGAUGGCCAUUUGCUUGUAGAAUUGCGGACUCUGCGCCAGGUAGGCGCUGUUCUUGAAAUAGCUAACCGCGAACACAUUGGCACCGCCCUCGCUGGCCGCCGAGAUAAUCUUGGGCGUAUGGAUUUCCACAAAACCGAAUUUGUCCAGAGUAUCACGGAAGAGCUUGCACACACCGGCUUCCAAGCGGAACACCGCCUGAUUGGUCGUGGUACGGAGAUCCAGGACACGGUUGUUUAAUCGCGUAUCCUACAAAAAAAACAAACCUGCAUUAGAAUUAAUCAUAUACAGCCGCAGGCGCCAUUCUGUCAACAUUUAAUAUUUUUGUGGCGACUGUUUACUGUCAAUGCCGAACAAAAAAACUACGAUACAUAAACCACCAUUUUCUGAAUGAAACGUUCGCUUUUACGUCUACCACAAUUCGUCAGAAUGCGGAUUGUCCGAUCGCGGGACUAAUAAUCAAGGACAAAGUUGGAGUGCGAGCACCAAGUUGGAGUGCGAGCACGGGAUUGCCUGUUCCAAUAAACUUAAUCACCGCAUAACCGCCAUUGCGACACUCUCCGGAAUCCGAUUGACGCAACUGUUCGCCAGCAAUUAGGCUCUAACAACGCGCACUGUUGUCUUCCUGUGUUUCCAUCGACAACUGAUUAUCACUUAAAUGGCUGUAAUGGAAACGAAAAGCUCGAAAUCGCGCAGAAGAUCAAAAUCCCGUAGACUAGAUCCUAGCAUUGCUGAGUUACUGGAGAGCUUCAUUGGAAAUCUCCGAAUGGAGGUGCAGUCCAUAACCGAGGAGGGAAUGCAGAUGGAGUUUGAUUUGAUUGGCACGGUCCCUUCGAUUGCUAAUGCAGUUCGCCGCGUUCUUCUGGUCGAGAUCCCCUCAAUGGCGCCGGAAACCGUCCUCCUAGAGCAGAACAACACCGCCAUGCAGGACGAGGUGCUGGGCCACCGUAUCGGCCUGAUCCCUUUCCGCGCCGAUCCCCGCAAAUUCAAAUUCCGCGAACUGAAAUCCCGCUCCGAUCAUCCGGACUACGCCCUGAUCUUCGGCCUGAAAGUGACAGCCCCCAAGCAGCCCCUCGACACGGACAAGCGCUUCAUCAGCACCAAAGUGUACUCCAAAGACUUCUUCUGGAUUCGUGAUUCCCUGCUACACGAUCCCUCCGAGAGUGAUGAGCACCGUCGGCCGGUGCAUGACGAUAUUCUGAUCAAUGUGUUGAGGCCGAAUCAGGAGAUGGAUCUGAAAAUCCAUGUGGUGAAGGGCAUCGGGAAGGAUCACAUUAAAUUCUCACCGGUCUCCUUGGCUUCCUACAGGCAUUUGCCGGUGAUCAAGUUGAAGGACAAGACUGUUGUGGACGGAGAGGAUGCGGAAUUGCUACAACAGUGUUUUUCCAAAGGUGUGAUUGAUAUUGUGGAAGACAGAAAGGGUAGGAGAAAGGCGAAAGUGAUUAAUCCGCGGUUGGAUUGUGGAAGUCGCAAUGUGCUGCGGUAUCCGGAAAUCUGCAAAAAUUUGGAACUGGGUUCCGCUAAGGAUCAUUUUAUUUUCUCCGUGGAAUCUAUUGGUGCCUUGCCGGCUGCUGUUUUAGUUAAGGAAGCUUGUCGGAUUCUUAGAGAACGCUGUGAAUAUCAUUUUCUUAGCAUUGGCUGUGGUCAGCAAGACGCAGAUGCUUAGCGGCAGAAAUUAUUUUCCAAAGGCCACAAUAAAAGCGACAAAAACCUA
This is a messenger RNA of Paramacrobiotus metropolitanus, 1747 nucleotides long. RefSeq names its product DNA-directed RNA polymerases I and III subunit RPAC1-like. Gene Ontology annotation, cellular component: RNA polymerase I complex; RNA polymerase III complex. The record is from RefSeq and is a predicted model, not a curated record. Gene Ontology annotation, biological process: DNA-templated transcription. Lineage: Eukaryota; Metazoa; Tardigrada; Eutardigrada; Parachela; Macrobiotidae. Bases 692 to 1699 code for a protein of 335 amino acids. The transcript has 5 exons. Gene Ontology annotation, molecular function: protein dimerization activity; DNA binding.